UCAUGGGCGCAGCCAUUUUUAUCCCAAAAUGCAUCACAUACUUUUAGACGGUGCGCCUGUUCAAACUUGCAGGCAACGGGGUCGCUAGUGUAAACAACUGAAUAAAUGGUGGAUUUUUAUCAUUAAACGUCACCUGUCAUUUAUUUUAAUGUUAGAAAUGGACAGAAAUGGUUAGUUUAGUUAUUAUGUGUGGACAGCAAUAGAUAAACAAUUGGAAACCCAACAGUAUGGCAUCAACAAAAGACAUUGAUUCUGAUGGGGGCUCGUUCACACCAUCUGAUGGCAGCUCCUCUGACGACAGAAGUGACAGAGAUUCAGAUUAUGAGAGUGAGGAAGAGGAUGCUACAUCUAAACCUUCAAUGAAUAUACAGUGGACAGGGUAUGGCAAGAAAACACCAGUUAUUCUAUUUAAUGCAGCAUCAAUUUUCACAAAGCGGUCCAACAUGAGAACAGUCGGUGAGCGAUAUCAUAUGACAUACAAGUUUGGCAACUCUGAAUGUAAGAUUGUGAGAAACAUCUUCAACAGCCAUGGUUUCCAUGAAGUACAUCCAAACAGCUCAGACUACAAUAUUGUCUGGACUGGAGCACAUCUUAAACCCUUCACUCUCCGCAGUUUAUCAGAAUUCCAGAAAAUCAAUCAUUUCCCUAGGUCAUACGAGUUAACACGGAAGGACAGAUUGUUCAAGAACAUACAGAGAAUGCAGCAGAUAAAGGGAGUGAAGAAUUUUGAUAUUGUUCCUUCAAGCUUUGUGUUACCAGGAGAAUACCAGGAAUUUUGCACUGCAUUUCUUAAAGACAAAGGACCAUGGAUUGUGAAACCAGUGGCAUCAUCGAGAGGGAGAGGCAUAUUUUUGGUUAAUCAUCCUGACCAGAUACCACUGGAUGAGAACAUCAUUGUUUGUCGCUAUAUUUCAAAUCCAUUAUUAAUAGACGGCUUUAAGUUUGAUGUGAGAUUGUAUGUUGCUGUCACAUCCUAUGAUCCAUUGCAAAUAUACCUGUUUGAGGAGGGCUUGACUAGGUUUGCCACAGUCAAGUAUGAGAAAAGUAUGAGGCAUAUGAGGAAUCACUGCAUGCAUCUCACCAACUACAGUGUGAACAAGAAAAAUGAUGAAUAUGUCAAAAAUGACGAUGCUGAUGUGGAAGAUUAUGGCAAUAAAUGGUCUCUUGGUGCUAUGUUGAGAUAUCUCAGAUCCAAUGGUAAAGAUACAGCAGCCCUGAUGAUGAAGAUAGAAGAUGUUGUUAUAAAGACAAUAGUGUCUGUAGAACUGCCAAUAGCUACUGCCUGUAAAAUGUUCAUGCCUUUCAAAGGAAACUGUUUUGAGCUUUAUGGUUUUGAUAUUAUGAUAGAUGAAAAUAUGAAGCCAUGGGUGAUAGAGGUUAACUUGUCCCCUUCUCUUGCCUGUGAUAGUCCAUUGGAUAUGAAGAUCAAGAGUAACUUGCUGUGUGAUCUCUUUAGUUUGACAGGUAUUAUUUGUCAUGAUCCAAUGAUGAGAACUCUUCAACAAAGUAAAAGAAAUCAGGACAUAGCUUCCAAAAUGGCUGCCAGAGCGAAGUCAGCCAAGGUGAGGUCAGCACAGGCUGUUAUGAAACAGCGCCCAUCUUCUGCUGGUAGCAUGAAGAGAGGGGCAAGCACUAGCAGCGAGAGUGCUACAAACAAAGCAUUAUCUGGUUUAAACAGUGAUGAGAUACGUAUUGUCCGUCGAGCUAAAGAAGAGGAGUCACGUAAAGGAGGUUGGGUCAGAAUAUUUCCUACCGCAGAUUCAUGGGACCUUUACUCAAGUUUCUUGCAAUUCACAACAACAAACAACUUGAUGUUGCAUCAGAAACUUUACCCAGAAAGACACAAAGGUACAUCAACAGCUGUUGUUUCAAGAAGCUCCACAUCUGCAGGAUCUAGAGCAAAGGGUGCAGUUAGCCAAAAAUUAACACUAAGUGCAUACAUUCAGCUGGCUAAUAAUUCAAAUUCUGUAAAACCUACUGUUGAGCUGGCAGCAGCAUAUGCCCAAGCUAUGUUACGUACUAGACGAUAUGAGAGGAAGCUUGGAACAAAACGGUGUAGAAGCAGGAGACGAAGACGUGCAGCAAGAAAUGAGCGUAGAAAGUUGGUUCAAGGUGUACCGGAGGAUUCUGGCGAGGACCAGGAGGAGAAUGAAGAUGAGGAACCUCCGAUCACAGAAAGAAAUAUAUCAGAACAAAAUAAUGUGAUGUCACAAAAAGUGGACAAACCACCUUCCAGAACUCAGAGUGAAGAAGUCAUUAAAAUAGUUGUUGAAAAAGAAGCUAGAAAGGAAGGUAGUUCAGAAAAGCGUACAGGGCUGGCAGCCCUUGCUAGAACUAAUGUAGACAAUAGUGCUGUUUCAGCGGCCGAGGUGAAGGGAGAUCACUCUAGUAAUACUGUAGAGAAUGGUGCUGAAAUGAAAAAAGAAUCCCGGUCUAGGUCACCCUCGCCACCACCUGCCCCACCAGAGCCAAAAUAUAAUGUUGUAGAACUAUUGCAGAAAGGUCAUUCUCUAAGUAAAGUGCAAGCUAGAACAGCAUUUGCUAUGUACCUUGUGAGAGUACAACAGAGAUUGAUGACUGACUGUAACUCUAUGACACAGGAUGACAUGGAUGGACUAAACGAGCAGAUGGAUCUGGUUCUGAGAUUUUUGAAGCGAGCAGCUGUAAAUCUGCAGCAAUCAUUCAAAGUUGUUGUUCCUAGUAGGAAACUGCCAUUGAAUGACAGACGCAGAAUCCUUGCGAAACAGCUCGGGGAUUUUGUUCAUAUAUACAACAAGGUUAAGUUCUGCAGAGGUGAAAAGAAAUGCAUGGCAGGACUGUUGGACAGACUGGAAACAGAGCAGCUCCGAGCUAGGAAACAGCUGGAGAGGAAGCAUACCCACCUGCGACGAGCAGAAAGUGUUGAUGGUCUAGAUGAGGACAAAUUUGACAGAUUUGUACACACAGCAAGUGAGGGUGAAUUAGAAGAAGUGCUUACAACAUAUACCAAAAUCAACAAGUCAGCAAGUAUAUUCCUUGGUGGUAAAACAGCGGGAGAAGCAAGUUCACAUGUACCCACAACAGGAAAUUCAAUGCAGCAUAUAGGAGCUUCGUCCCCUGUAAUGAGAACAGAGUCACAAGUACAGUUGAACAGGCGAAAAGACAGCGAUGCCUCAGAUAAACCGGCAACACAACCUAGAACAGUAACAGGCUGGGAGGAAGUACCUAGAGCUAUACAUAGUGUACCGACCUCUAGUAAUGACCUACGACCUCAUUCCUCUCAUACGGGUAACCAUAGCAACGUAGUCUAUGGAGCACGACCUGCUUCCUACAACACCAACUCUGCAGCUUCCUACGCCUCCGCUGUACAAAUAUACACCCAGAAACUCUCCUCCCUGAGACCAAGGUCUGCAACAACUGCUACUCAAAAACCAGACAGGCAGAUUAGAUCACGACCAUCAUCAGCUGUUAUGGCUAGACCAGGAUCAGCUUCCAGUAAUGCUUAUGGAAGUAACACAGACUUGCAAGGGGAUAUUUCUAGCUCUGAUGAAUGUAACAGCUCCAAUAAAAGACCCUCUAUAUUAUUUAGCAAACAUUUUGCUAGAAAUUUUAAAGAUCCUUACAAUGACAAAGUGAUAUCAGAAGCUCUGCAGCGGUUGACAAUGAGGCAGCAAGCCCGGCAGUAUUCUGCUUAUAAUGGAACUAGUCUUGUGCCAUCUGACUCCGCUAGUAGACCUUCAUCUGCAUGUGGUAACAGGGAGCAAUCAGAUUCCAGAAAACCAGUGAAUGAAACACAAAAUAUAAAUAGUGCAACUGCCAUUUCUCAGGUUGAUAAAGGUAGUGGUGAUAUGGCUAGUAAAUAUAUUUCAAUGGAGGAUCAUGUUACUAAAAAUAGACCUCCCUCAGGUACUGUACCUAAAUGUGUGCCUUCAGCUAUAGACAUGAAAUCUUUUGAAGCUCAUAGAAGGAAACAGACAAAUGUUAAUCUACAAAAUGCCAAUGCUACUUUCAAUAGUUUUAUAGAGGAUACUGGACCUAAUUGGCGAAAUGAUCUUGCCUUGGCCUACAAUCAGGUUACAGGUGUGACUCCCCAAAAUUACCACACACCAUCCCAGUCAAGCAAACAGUACCAGAUACUGCAGCAACAAGCUCUUAAACAACAGAGUAAAGUGUUACUGGAACAAAGCAAAGCUAAACAUCAAGCUAUGAUUGCUCAAGCACAUGCCGUCCAGAAGUCAAUGCUUAAACUUGAUAGGCCAGAGUCAGAGGCCAGCAUGGUGCAUAUGUAUGCUCCCAAGCCACCAGUAAGACCAGGCAGUAGGAAGGCAGCUAGUGCUCACCAUAGGAUGCCUAGACGAGCUGUACCUGAUGAGACGAGCUUGAAUUUCCAGUUCUGCUCCACCGAGAAAUCAGCUAUGAAUGGAGCACAACCAGACACAGUCAUGGAUGGUAGCUUAACAAAGAAACUGUUACAGAUGAAGACAUUUCUCUGAUGCCCAGCUAUUUGCUGAUAAUUGGACAGACUGUCAACUAUGACCCGUAGCAGCACAGAUCAUGCUGUGAAAAUAUAAAUUGGACUGAAAAUUAUCCAGUGAUUUUACCUUAUGGUAUACCAAGGUAGUGCAUUUCUCCUGUGUCAUGGAUGUUUAAAUGCCAUGGUAAAUGUGAGGCAAAUCUGACUAAAUGAAACAAAUAAAGAUAACUUACUAAUAGUUUGUUUAUAUUGACAAUCAAUUAGAUUUACAGAAACCCUGCAAAUGCAUACAUUGCUCAGGGCCCACAUUUUACCCAGACAAACAGGGACCAUAUUCUUCAAAAUUUUAAGAUGCAUAACCUUCUGUUCAUGCAUUUAAUAAAAAAAAUAAAGUGAGUAAAGAUUUGUUAGAAGUCAGCAGCAUAAGAGAAUUGUAAAUCAAAUUUUAGCAAAUUGUUUAUGUUGCAGUUUGGCGUCCAAGCCUUUAUCCCACAUUCCAAACUCAUGAAUAUGAUUCCUGAAAAAUAAAAACUACAGGACAUCUUUUUCAAGUGAAAUUGUAAAAAUUAUUAAUUGUUAAUUAAUAUAAAUCUAAUUUAGAAUCUUAAAAUAACAUACUUUGUUAAAAAAGGAGAAUGAUUGCCUAAUUACUUUUUAAUGCCAUAUCAACUUUGCAUGUAUGUAUAUAAUGUAUAUAUGUAUGACAUCCGUCCAUUAUUGAUUCAUUGAUUAUGUGCUUUCAUGUUUAAUCUGUGAUAUAUAUUUUAUCUUGUCAAUAUUGUAAUAUAUGAAACUGUGUGAUUAUGGUGUUCAGAUUUACUGGUCUAAAUGUUAAUUUAUUAGAUCUGAAUGUGUGAUAUUGAUAACUUUUGUGUAAGAGGUUUUUGCCCAUAGCUUCAUUUUCGACACAUCAUUUGUUUUAUUUUCAUACUUUACCAUUUUUUAAAACUUGAACAUAUAUCAACAUGACAUUGGUAUGCAGUACCAACAUAUUCUUCAUGUGUAGACAUGUCGUAUUUCUUUUAAAUAAUUUACAUCUUACAAAACUUCUCCAACGUUAUUUUUGAAAACAGUGUCAUGAAAUGCAUUUAGUAAUUUUAGUUAUCUAUUCAAAUAUUAGACCAUACUGUAAGGUUUGUUCUGUUUGAAAGGUAAUCAGUCAUACUUAAAUUGAAAGUUUUCAAGUCUAGACUACAAUUCUUUCUUGCAUAAAAGUUAAUAGCUCAAUUUUGUACCAUUCCAAAUAAUGUGUUUAGUGGAACUUUAAGGCCUUUGUAGCAUUUUUAUGUCUGUUUAUAACAAUUUUAUGCAUGUAGGUUUUUAAAAUUUAAAGAUUUGUCAAAUUUGAUGAACUCCAUUUGAGACACGGACUGCACAUGCACAAUGUCUUUUUCGAGCAAAGUCGACAUUUACGCAACUUUUAUCGCCAACGAUUCAUUAUGUCUCCCCCAGGAGACAUAUUGUUUUUGCCCUGUCCGUCCAUCCGUCUGUCCAUCCGUCCUUCCGUCCGUCCGUCCGUACGUCACACUUCAUUUCCGAGCAAUAACUGGAGAAUCAUUUGACCUAGAACCUUCAAACUUCAUAGGGUUGUAGGGCUGCUGUAGUAGACGACCCCUAUUGAUUUUGGGGUCACUCCGUCAAAGGUCAAGGUCACAGGGGCCUGAACAUUGAAAACCAUUUCCGAUCAAUAACUAGAGAACCACUUGACCCAGAAUGUUGAAACUUCAUAGGAUGAUUGGCCAUGAAGAGUAGAUGACCCCUAUUGAUUUUGGGGUCACUCCGUUAAAGGUCAAGGUCACAGGGGCCUGAACAUUGAAAACCAUUUCUGAUCAAUAACUAGAGAACCACUUGACCCAGAAUGUUGAAACUUCAUAGGAUGAUUGGUCAUGAAGAUUAGAUGACCCCUAUUGAUCUUGGGGUCACUCCGUCAAAGGUCAAGGUCACAGGGGCCUGAACAUUGAAAACCAUUUCCGAUCAAUAACUAGAGAACCACUUGACCCAGAAUGUUGAAACUUCAUAGGAUGAUUGAUAAUGAAGAGUAGAUGACCCUUAUUGAUUUUGGGGUCACUCCAUCAAAGGUCAAGGUCACAGGGGCCUGAACAUGGAAAAUCAUUUCCGAUCAAUAACUAGAGAACCACUUAACCCAGAAUGUUGAAACUUCAUAGGAUGAUUGUACAUGCAAAGUAGAUGACCCCUAUUGAUUUUGGGGUCACUCCAUUAAAGGUCAAGGUCACAGGGGCCUGAACAUUGAAAACCAUUUCCGGUCAGUAACUUGAGAACCACUUGACCCAGAAUGUUAAAAAACUUAAUAGGAUGAUUGGUCAUGCAGAGUAGAUGACCCCUAACAAUUUUGGGGUCACUCUGUGAAAGGUCAAGGUCACAGGGGCCUGAACAUUGAAAACCAUUUCCGGUCAGUAACUUGAGAACCACUUGACCCAGAAUGAUGAAACUUCAUAGGAUGAUUGAUCAUGCAGAGUAGAUGACCCCUAACGAUUUUAGGGUGACUCUGUUAAAGGUCAAGGCCACAGGGGCCUGAACAUGGAAAACCAUUUCCAAUCAAUAACUUGAGAACCUCUUGACCCAGAAUGUUGAAACUUCAUAGGAUGAUUAUUCAUGCAGAGUAAAUGACCCCUAUUGUUUUUGGGGUCACAGAGGCCUGAACAUUGAUAACCAGUUCAUAUCAAUAACUUGAGAACCACUUGACCCAGAAUGUUGAAACUUCAUAGGAUGAUUGAACAUGCAGAGUAGAUGACCCCUAUUGAUUUUGGGGUCAGUCUAUUAAAGGUCAAGGUCACAGUGGCCUGUUCAUGUAAAAUCAUUUUUUUGGAAAUAACUUGAGAACCACUUGACCUACAAUGUUGAAACUUAAUAGGAUGAUUGGACAUGCAGAGUAGAUGACCCCUACUUAUUUUGAGGUCACUUAAUAAAAAGGUCAAGGUCACAGGAGCCUGAACAGUGACUUGAGAAACACUAGGCCAGGAGUGUUGAAAUUUAGCGGGAUGACUGGACAUGCCAAGUAGAUGAUCCCUAUUGCAGCCAACCAUCAGUGUCUCUUUGACUUUCGCUCCUGACCCCUAUUAACUUCUUGCCUAUAGGACUUUGCAUUGGGGGAGACAUGCGCUUUUUUACAAAAGCAUUUUCUAGUUUCACUUAAAAGUUAGUAGACAGAGUAAGAGAAAAACAAUCAAAACCAGAAUAUCUUUGUUAAGAAUGCACAUUUAAGGGAUGCUCAACGUCAUCAGGUCAAUGGCAUGGUUGACGCCGGACUUAAAUUUUGUGAAUUGCACGUCGUAUGGGCUGUUCUCACCUGACAAUCGUGAAACUGGUAAGGAGACACAAUCAGACGGGGCCUGUGAGUGAUAGACCAAACACAGGCCAUGAAAAGGUGAUGUCGAUGUUGUAUAAAAAAGUAAAGACGUAUAUGUAAGUGGUAACUUUCCAGUGACGCCAAGUAUAUUAUCAAAAACCUAAUUAAAUUUGUUACCUAGUAAAUGCAUUAUUAAGGUAAUUAUGUGGGAGACUUAUUGAUUUACUCCAGUCUGUGUGUCUGUCUGUCUGUCACAAAGCUUGUCCGCACUCUUAAGUCGAACAUUUCUCAUCCGAUCUUCACCAAACUUAACAUAAUGUGUUUGACCAUAAGACCUCGGCCAAGUUCGAUAACUAGCCAAAUCCGCCCAGGCACUUUUGAAUUAUGGCCCUUGAAUUACUGAUAAGAGUCCACUCGUCCAAGCUGUCUAACUGGGUCCAUUCAUCUAAGCCAUGUAGAGAAACUAGAUAUUUUUCAUAGGGACAGUUGUGGGAGACAUGCGCUUUUCUCAAAAGCAUCUCUAGUCUUUCAUUGUAUGACUCUUUAAUGUUUUCUUAAGAAUGUGGAACACUUGUAUGGGAGGCAGGAUCGCAGGUGUUUGAAGUUCAAUCAGUAAUAUAUAUAUAAAUAUACAGGUUAGAUCUCCAUAAGAGCUUUGAAAUAGAUUCAGCUAUUUCAUAGUAUAUUAAGUGUGUCGAAUAUGAUAAUGCAUAUAUAUUAUAUUUAUUGAUAGAGCUUCAAGCGCCUGUGGCUGGAUGAGGAAGAUCAGUGUAAAAUUAAGAUCAGCUUUAUUGAAAAAUGACAAUUAUCUUUUUUCAAAUAAAUCAGUGUAUUGUUUUA
Molecule: messenger RNA, 8600 nt
Organism: Mercenaria mercenaria
Lineage: Eukaryota; Metazoa; Mollusca; Bivalvia; Venerida; Veneridae
Product: tubulin polyglutamylase TTLL5-like
Exons: 36
Coding region: 228-4472 (1414 amino acids)
Biological process (GO): microtubule cytoskeleton organization; protein polyglutamylation
Cellular component (GO): cilium
Molecular function (GO): tubulin-glutamic acid ligase activity; tubulin binding
Source: RefSeq, a predicted model, not a curated record